This is a messenger RNA of Aspergillus glaucus CBS 516.65, 297 nucleotides long. RefSeq lists its product as uncharacterized. The transcript has 4 exons. Gene Ontology annotation, cellular component: mitochondrion. Lineage: Eukaryota; Fungi; Ascomycota; Eurotiomycetes; Eurotiales; Aspergillaceae. Gene Ontology annotation, molecular function: ATPase inhibitor activity. The record is from RefSeq and is a predicted model, not a curated record. Bases 1 to 297 code for a protein of 98 amino acids. Gene Ontology annotation, biological process: negative regulation of ATP-dependent activity.
AUGUUCCGCCAAAGCAUCGCUCGUCCUCUCACCUCCGCCAACCGUUUCGUCGGAAACCGUUCGUUCUCUGCUCUCGCUCCCAGAAUGGGUGAGGGUGACACUGGCGCUCCCAAGACGGGUGGUGCUGCUUCAUCUGAUUCGUUCUCCCGCCGUGAAGCCGCGAAUGAAGCCGUCUACAUCAAGCAGCAGGAGCAGGAAAAACUCCAGGCCCUCAAGAAGAAGCUCUCUGAUCAGCGUGACCAGCUCAACGAGUUGGAGAAGCAUGUCGACGACUUGAGCAAGGGCAAGCAGCAGUAG